AUGCUGGGCAAUCAUAAGGAUGUCUCCAAUCGGCUGUUGUUAGAGGCACCCCAACCAGGUGCUGUAGGGGCGGUGCGGGAGGCCAUGCCUUCGCUUCCGUUUCCGGUCUCGGUGUUUGUGGCGGGAGCAGCGAAGGGGCGUGGCGGAGAGGUCCCCGUGCACGCCCCCACCGGGUUGGGGCGCUGCCAGGUGAGGGAGCGCCGUGGCAGCGGUGCCUUGGACUCCACCUCACCUGCCGGCUCUCAUGCCCUUUCCUCGGCGCCCACGGUCUCCCUCUCUGAACUCCAUUCGCUCCUAUCCUCGGGCUCGGGACGGCUCUUCGACGUGCGAUCUCGGGAGGAGGCGGCAGCUGGGACCAUCCCAGUGGCGCUCAACAUCCCGGUGUCGGAGUUGGAAAGUGCCCUGCAGAUGGAGCCAGCUGCUUUCCGGGCUUUGUACUCCGCUGAGAAGCCAAAGCCGGAAGAUGAGAAUCUCGUUUGCUUCUGUCAGAUGGGCAAGUGGGGCUUUCAGGCCACGCAGCUGGCCCGGGGCCUCGGAUACACAGGGGCUCGAAACUACGCUGGGGCCUAUAGAGAAUGGUUGGAAAAAGAGAGUUAGGUAGAAGGUGGCUUAUUGGUCCCGUCCCCGCCCCCAGUGGCCACCUUAACCAAGGGUGAUGAAGGGGCUGACUUGCUGGGUUGGGCAACUCCUUAUAGUGCUGUGCACACAAAAGCAUCAAAUAAAGAGCAGUUAAU
Molecule: messenger RNA, 734 nt
Organism: Lemur catta (Ring-tailed lemur)
Lineage: Eukaryota; Metazoa; Chordata; Mammalia; Primates; Lemuridae
Gene: TSTD1
Product: thiosulfate sulfurtransferase like domain containing 1
Exons: 4
Coding region: 1-597 (198 amino acids)
Cellular component (GO): cytoplasm
Molecular function (GO): thiosulfate-thiol sulfurtransferase activity
Source: RefSeq, a predicted model, not a curated record